Messenger RNA from Nanorana parkeri, 2886 nucleotides. It is a transcript of the gene TOX3, whose product is annotated as TOX high mobility group box family member 3. The transcript has 8 exons. The coding region runs from base 34 to 1806 and encodes 590 amino acids. Gene Ontology annotation, biological process: regulation of transcription by RNA polymerase II. The record is from RefSeq and is a predicted model, not a curated record. Lineage: Eukaryota; Metazoa; Chordata; Amphibia; Anura; Dicroglossidae. Gene Ontology annotation, molecular function: chromatin DNA binding. Gene Ontology annotation, cellular component: nucleus.
CUUCAAGACAUCCUCCCUUAAUAAACCGAAAACAUGGAUGUAAGGUUUUACCCGGCAGCUGCUGGCAAUGCCCUGCCCGGAGAAUCCCCCAAUCUGGACUUUUCCCAGUGUUUAGACUACUACACUUACAAGUUUGGAAAUAAUAACAACUACAUGAAUAUGGCAGAAGCCAAUAAUGCAUUUCUCGCCGCAAAUGAGAAACAGCAGUGGACUGAUGAAUGCUUUAAGACAUUCCACACACCAAGUCUUGGUGAUGAAGAGUUUGAAAUUCCUCCUAUAACCCCACCUCCAGAAACAGACCCUACACUUAACAUGACCGAUGUUCUUCUUCCAUUCCAAGUUAUGGGUGAAGCAUUGACUGUACAAGGGAGUGGAUUUACUCCUCAGUUCCCACCACAAAGUCUUGAUCUCCCAUCUAUCACCAUAUCUCGGAAUAUAGCAGAACAGGAAGGAGCGCUACACAGCAAUGGAUUGACAAUGGAUCAAAGGCAAGCUCAGAUGUCACAAUAUCGGCAGGACCACUCAUUAAUUAUGAGAUCUCUGGUACAUAUGUCUGAUGUGGCACGGGCAGGAAUGAUGUCUGCAAGUCAGCUGACUACCAUAAACCAGUCCCAGCUCAGUGCCCAGUUAGGACUAAACAUUGGUGCACCUACCAUUUCUCAUACUUCACCCUCUCCACCAGCCAGCAAGUCUGCAACACCAUCUCCUUCCAGCUCCAUCAAUGAAGAGGAUGCAGAUGAUACAAGCAGGACUAUUGGUGAAAAAAGAGCCGCUCCAGAUUCUGGAAAGAAACCCAAGACCCCAAAGAAGAAGAAAAAGAAAGACCCCAAUGAACCCCAGAAGCCAGUGUCUGCAUAUGCUCUCUUUUUUAGGGACACCCAAGCAGCAAUCAAAGGUCAAAACCCCAAUGCUACUUUUGGCGAAGUGUCGAAAAUUGUGGCUUCUAUGUGGGAUGGCCUUGGAGAAGAGCAAAAACAGGUAUAUAAAAGGAAAACUGAAGCUGCUAAAAAAGAAUAUUUAAAAGCCCUUGCAGCCUAUAGAGCAAGCCUUGUGUCUAAGGCUGCUGCUGAAUCUGCAGAAGCUCAGACGAUUCGCUCUGUCCAACAAACACUGGCAUCAACCAACCUCUCAUCUUCUCUUCUCCUCAACUCUUCAUUAGCUCAACAUGCAUCUGCCUCUGUGGCAGCCCAAAAUCUACAGCAAUCACUCCCAAGGGCGAUUGCACCGAAACCUUUAAACAUGAGACUACCAUCUAGCCAGAUUGUUACUUCAGUUAGCAUUGCACCAAACAUGCCAUCAAACAUGGGAACUCCUAUAAUGAGCUCCAUGGGUGCACCUAUGGUUGCCACUCCAUCUUCUCAAGUCAGCCCCUCCCUGCAGAGCCAACAGCAUCACCUCCAACAGUUGCAGCAGCAGCAGUUGCAACAAAUGCAGCAACAGCAGCUUCACCAGCACCAAAUGCACCAGCAGAUCCAACAGCAAAUGCAGCAGCAGCAUUUUCAGCAUCACAUGCAACAGCAGCUUCAACAGCAACAACAGCAGCAGUUACAACAUCAAAUGCAUCAGCAGUUGCAGCAUAUACAUCUACAGCAGAUACAGCAGCAACAGCAGAUGCAACACAUUCAACAUCAGUCUCAAAUGUCUCCUCAGCAGCAAUCACCUGCUCCUUCCCAGCCCGGAGUACCUUCCCAAAUAGCAUCACCCAUACCACAUAUCAAUAGCCCUCCUCCUGCAUCCCAGCACCACCAGCCAUUGAUACAGUCCCAGGCACAGACUCAAGUGCUAUCCCAAGUCAGUAUUUUUUAAUUCUCCCGCGAUCUCAUCGCAGAUAUAUUCAUCUCUUUAAGAGAAGGUUUAUAAGCUGUAAAUUGUCUAAAAGUGUUAUGCAAGAAUGCGUAACGGACCAGGGGAAAAUCUUAAAUGUCUAUUAGAUAGGCAAUAAUGAACAAUGGAACAUGUAUCAUAUUUUAGUAUCUUCUUACCUAGUUCUCUGGAAACUAAUGAAAGCUGCCCAUUCUGUUUUUCAUGUGGCUCCUUUUUAAUUUAUUGAAUCUUUUCCUAAAAUAUGUGAAUUGUUUGCUCUGAAAACCCCACAGGAAAAUCACUAAGGACAACUAUAAACAGUAGGAGUUGACUUCAGCAUGCCAUAAGAUACUUUUGAAGGACCUCAGUGCGUUGCUAGCAUUGGAAAGUCAACAAAGGCAAAACAUGCAGCUGUAACUACCUGUAGAGUGAUAAUCAUUCAAGUGCAUUUGUAUUACAUAUGUAGUUAAUGGCAUUUUUGUCAUUUGAUGUAAAUUGCAAAUAUUUGCCAAAGUUCUUAUUUUUUCCCUUUUUUAUCUAUACUAAAUUAAGAAAAAUCUAUAAUUAGCAACCAAAAUGUAAGUUUCUGAUACACUGUAACAGUAUGUUGAUUGGUUUGGUGUUUUGCCAUGUUCAUAUAAAUUUGAAAACAAAUGUGAAUAUACCGUGCUUAAGUGACACUUUUCUUCUUAAAACAAUGUAUUUUUCAAAGGGAAAUGCACUUAACAAAUGGAUAUUCUAAGAGCUAAAGUUAACUAAUGCUACAAGUACUGUAUGAUCAGUAAAAUAUUUAAAAUUGUACCCUAUGUAAGGUGUAUAUAUUUUCUUUCGGAGUUGUAUGUUUUGAAAUAAUUUGUUGAACAAUGUUUUCAUAAACAAGGCUUUAAUGUAACACUGGUUACAGAACCAUUAAUUGCUACAUCGCUUAUUGUGUUUUUAUGCUGUUUUAUACUUUUUUAUGAGUUCUGAUAGCGGCAGUUAAGUUGUUUGUAUUUUGCUUAACUGAAAAAAGAAUGCUUUUAUCUUGCAAUAGAAUAAAACAUGAUUCUGUAAUAGAUUGCAUGAUGCUUUUUUUUUAAAUUA